AUGCCUCUUUUCCGCCCUUCACCGUCUGCUCUGCGGAGCUUGACCAGAGCUCCCGUCCGCUUCUACUCCUCCCCCACCACCUCCGCCGCACCCCGACACCUGCUGUCCAUCGCCGACCUGACUCCCCAGGAAUUCGCGACCCUUGUCCGCAAUGCCCACUCGCACAAGCAAGCCAUCAAGUCCGGCUCCAACAAGCUGCUGGGCACUCUGUCCGGCAAGACCGUCGCCAUGACCUUCAGCAAGCGCAGCACCCGCACCAGAGUGUCCACCGAGGGCGCCGUCACCGCGCUGGGCGGCCAACCCAUGUUCUUGGGCAAGGACGACAUCCAAUUGGGCGUCAACGAAUCGCUCUACGACACUUCCGUCGUCAUCUCCAGCAUGGUCUCCUGCAUCGUCGCGCGCGUGAACAAAAACUCGGACGUGACUGAGCUGGCCAAGCACAGCUCCGUCCCCGUCAUCAACGCCCUCUGCGACCUCGCCCACCCGCUGCAGACCAUCGCCGACUUCCUGACCAUGCACGAGGCCUUCCCCUCGCCCGCGCCCACGCUCGGCCUCGAGGGCAAGAAGAUCGCCUGGGUCGGCGACGCCAACAACGUGCUCUUCGACCUCGCCAUCGCCGCCGCCAAGCUGGGCGUCGACGUCGCCGUCGCCACCCCCGCCGGCUACGAGAUCCCCGCCGCCAUGCGCCGCGUCAUCGCCGACGCCGCCGCGGGCGCGCCCGACGGCGCGGGCGGCAAGCUGUUCGAGACGACGGCGCCCGAGGAGGCGGUCAAGGGCGCCGACGUCCUCGUCACCGACACGUGGAUCUCCAUGGGCCAGGAGGAGGAGAAGGUCAAGCGCCUGAAGGCCUUCGAGGGCUUCCAGAUCACCUCGGAGCUCGCCAAGAGGGGCGGCGCGAACGAGGGCUGGAAGUUCAUGCACUGCCUGCCCAGGCACCCCGAGGAGGUCAGUGAUGAAGUCUUUUACGGCCCCAGGUCGCUGGUCUUCCCCGAGGCUGAGAACAGGCUGUGGGCGGCCAUCUCCGCCCUUGAGGCUUUUGUCGUGAACAAGGGCAACAUCAAGUCCGCAUAA
Messenger RNA from Diplodia corticola, 1071 nucleotides. RefSeq names its product ornithine carbamoyltransferase. Bases 1 to 1071 code for a protein of 356 amino acids. Gene Ontology annotation, molecular function: amino acid binding; ornithine carbamoyltransferase activity. NCBI's taxonomy places the organism in Eukaryota, Fungi, Ascomycota, Dothideomycetes, Botryosphaeriales, Botryosphaeriaceae. Gene Ontology annotation, biological process: L-citrulline biosynthetic process. Gene Ontology annotation, cellular component: mitochondrion. The transcript is spliced from 2 exons. The record is from RefSeq and is a predicted model, not a curated record.